AUGGUCCGUUAUUCACGAACUGUUGAAAACCCAGCAAAAUCAUGCAAAACGCGUGGCGCUUAUUUACGUGUUCACUUCAAAAACACACGUGAAACAGCCAACAACUUGAGACGUAUGACUUUACGACGUGCAACUCGUUAUUUGAAGAAUGUUGUAAACAAAAAGGAAAUUGUUCCAUUCAAACGUUACAAUGGUGGUGUCAGCCGCAAGGCUCAAGCCAAAGUCUUCAAAGUCAGUCAAGGUCGUUGGCCAAAGAAAUCGGCCGAGAUUCUUUUAUCACUAUUAAAAAAUGCUGAAUCGAACGCUGAUGUUAAAGGUCUUGAUGUUGAUCAUCUUGUCAUCGAUCAUAUUCAAGUGAAUCGCGCACCUAAGAUCCGCCGUCGAACAUACCGUGCCCAUGGUCGUAUUAAUCCUUAUCAAUCAUCGCCAUGCCACAUCGAAAUCAUCUUGAGCGAAAAAGAAAAUGUCUUAACACGUAACGGUGGUGCAGUUGAAGAUGAACCAGCAGCNUGA
This is a messenger RNA of Adineta ricciae, 513 nucleotides long. The record is from the annotation of a GenBank genome assembly. NCBI's taxonomy places the organism in Eukaryota, Metazoa, Rotifera, Eurotatoria, Adinetida, Adinetidae.